AUGGAUUCAAACUGCACUCGCGCAGCUCACACAUUAUUCCGAGGAGUUAUCGUAAAUUCCAAUUCCCUUAUUGAAGAUUCACGUCUGAAGCUGGCUAAUUUCACAAAUACUCUAAAUGAUGGAUUAUCGGUUUUAUGGACAAUUAAACAUCGUGAAGAAAUUUGGGAAAUUAUGAAAAUGUUCAAAUUCUUUAAAAGUGAAUUGCUUUUAUCGAUUGAGAAAACACCGUGGUUAUUGAAUUCGGGGACCAUGGAGGCUUUCAGAAAUAUCACGGGUAGAAUGCAUUUUGAUUUAGACAAUGUUAUUCAUGAUCUACUGGGUGAUGCGUCUUUUAUGCGAUAUGAGCAUGAAGAAUGUGAGAUAAAGUUAGUUUUUUUGAAUUGAUUUCCCACGAUUUUCGAAACAGUUUAAAUUCUGUGUUCCAUUUUUUGUCUAGAUUAUAAAGAUGUAUCUUAUUUAGAUUCGCCAAGCUUGGAAGAAUCGCUCUUUAUUUUUGCGCGCUCAAAAAUCUUCCACUGAUCAGAAACUCGAAAUUGUAUGACACAGCUUAA
Caenorhabditis angaria is the source of this 551-nucleotide messenger RNA. The record is from the annotation of a GenBank genome assembly. Lineage: Eukaryota; Metazoa; Nematoda; Chromadorea; Rhabditida; Rhabditidae.